AUGGCACCAACUCAUCGUCGAGGACCUUGGGUCCCUGAGGAGGACCAGUUGCUACUUCAGUUGGUCCGCGAGCAAGGCCCCAACAACUGGGUGCGCAUUUCACAGCACAUGCACUACCGGUCUCCCAAACAAUGCCGGGAGCGAUUCCAUCAGAACUUGAAGCCCUCGUUGAAUCGGGAGCCCAUCUCCACCGAGGAGGGCUUGAUGAUCGAGCGCAUGGUCAACGAGAUGGGCAAGCGAUGGGCCGAGAUCGCCCGACGACUAGGCAACCGCAGCGAUAACGCAGUCAAGAACUGGUGGAACGGCAGUAUGAACCGCAAGAGAAGAGGUCUCUCUGCCGCUACCACGAGCCCAUCCCGCACAUUCCAUGGCCGAGUCGAAGCUCCGUACCCGCGCGCCUCGACGACCCUGAGCAGUCCCAUCAACCGUCCCCGCUUCUCCCUCUCCCACGACAGACCUCUCACUUCAUGGACGAACUCCUCCAGUAUCCAGACACGACGAGAAUCCUCCGCCGCCUCGGUCGACUGCCCCCGGCAGUUGAGUCCCAUCUACACUCUUCCUGCUCUGAACCGCCCCGUCGAGACGCCCUUGACUUCGCCCGCCUUCUCGGAUGUCUCUCCUCCUUCGAUGGUCUCCGACCACAACUCGGUUUCUUCAGCAUCCCCUAGAACCGUUGCAUCGCCGCAGCUGCUCCCGCUUCCGGUCGACCUUCGCAGACAAAGUCACGGAUCCGAGGACGGAUACGUGAGCCAUACAUACACCAAUCUCAAGAUCCUGGAGCCGUUCUCCGACGUGGCUUCGAAGCCACGCUGGGUCCCCGAUCAUCAGCCUUGGAGCCAUCCGACCGCAUCAUUGACACCGGCAUGGACAACGCCGGAGCCUUGCAGAUCGGAGCAGCAGUCCCGACGAGACUCACGAAUGGGUCUCGACAACCUGCUUAAUUAA
This is a messenger RNA of Aspergillus pseudoviridinutans, 945 nucleotides long. It is a transcript of the gene flbD, whose product is annotated as putative MYB family conidiophore development protein FlbD. NCBI's taxonomy places the organism in Eukaryota, Fungi, Ascomycota, Eurotiomycetes, Eurotiales, Aspergillaceae. The transcript has a single exon. The record is from RefSeq and is a predicted model, not a curated record. Bases 1 to 945 code for a protein of 314 amino acids. Gene Ontology annotation, molecular function: RNA polymerase II cis-regulatory region sequence-specific DNA binding; DNA-binding transcription factor activity, RNA polymerase II-specific. Gene Ontology annotation, cellular component: nucleus. Gene Ontology annotation, biological process: mitotic cell cycle; positive regulation of transcription by RNA polymerase II.